UUUCAGCCCCUUUUUCUUCCCGUGUCCUCGUUUCAGACUUCUGUGGAGUUUUGCGGUCGACAGGAGACCACCAUGGAGCUCCGUUCAACGCAAACUUUCUGCCUUCUGCUGUCUCUUUUAUUUGCGAGUGUUGCUGCAGAUCUGCAUUCGCCUGAGGUCCACACAGAGCUCGGCAGCCUGAAAGGUCAGUAUGUGACUGUGAAGGGGACAGAGGCGGGGGUCCAUGCCUUCCUGGGUGUCCCAUUCGCAAAGCAACCUGUGGGUCCUUCACUGAGGCUGGCUGCACCUCAGCCUGUGGAGGGAUGGAAGGGAGUGAGAGACGCCACCAAGCAGCCAGCCAUGUGCAUCCAGAGCAGAGAAAUUGUUCUGGAUCUACUGGAUAAACUGGGUGGGCUGUCAGCAGAAAUUCCAGAAGUUUCAGAGGACUGUCUUUAUCUGAACAUUUACACUCCUGCAAAGAAACCUCAGAAUGCCAAGCUUCCAGUUAUGGUCUGGAUCCAUGGUGGAGGCUUUACCUUGGGGUCUGCCUCCAUUUAUGAUGGCUCUGCUCUUGCUGCUUACCAGGACGUGGUUGUGGUUCUGAUCCAAUAUCGUUUGGGACUCUUGGGCUUUCUCAGUACUGGAGAUGAGCAUGUGUCUGGAAACUUUGGCCUGUUGGACCAGGUAGAAGCCUUGAAGUGGAUCCAGCAGCAUAUUCACAACUUCGGAGGAAACCCGGAUUUGGUUACGAUAUUUGGAGAGUCUGCUGGUGGAGUGAGCGUCUCCCUCCUGCUCCUCUCACCGUUGGCUGAUGGCCUUUUCCACCAAGCCAUCGCUGAGAGCGGCACAGCUGCCAUGGAUAUGAUUGUGUCAAAUGACCCUCUCCCAAUGACAAAGGUCAUCGCAAAUCUGACUGGCUGUAGCUCUGAAAGCACAGAGAGGUUUGGUGAAUGCAUAAGACACCUCGACAUUGAUCCCAUCAUUUCUCUUGCAAAGGAUCCAGCAGUGAGGUAUAUUAUCAAUGUUGACGGACACUUCCUGAGAAAACCUGUGGAUGAACUGUUCCGCAAUCAUGAGCUCCAAACUGUACCAUUCAUGACUGGUGUUACUAACGAUGAGGGCGGAUUUCUCGUUCCUUCUUUCCUUUUUCCUUCCAACUGGACUGAAGGAUUAGACCGGGACCUUGUGGUGAAUGUGAUGUCCUUGUUUUUCCCUGAUGAGAAAGCUGCAGUUGUUCUCAAACAGUUGAUAGAGGAAUAUAUUGGAACUGGAGAAGAUCAGAUAAGAAACAGAGAUGGCUUCACUGAAAUGUUUGGAGAUAUAAUUUUUAACAUUCCAGUUGUCAAAACUGUGAAUGCUCACCGAGAUGCUGGUGCUGCUGUUUAUUUGUAUGAGUAUCAACACCCUCCUAAAGCACUGAGGGACAAAAGGCCGAGCUUUGUGAAGAGUGACCAUGGAGAUGAGAUCCUAAUGGUCUUUGGAUUAUGCUUUACAACUACUCAUGUUACGUUACAAGUUGAAUGCCCUGAAGAAGAGGAACAGCUGAGCAGAACUAUCAUGAGCUACUGGGCCAACUUUGCCCGGACGGGGUCUCCUAACGGGGACAGACUGGCUCACUGGCCAAAGUAUGGAGCAGAAGAACAGUAUCUGGCCAUCGGUUUGAAGGAGCAGGUGGUUGCAGAUCACCUGAAGAAGGAUCGAUUUGUCUUCAUGACUCAGACCUUCCAAGAGAAGAUCAAACAACUUCAGGAGAAAACUGAGCACAGUGAGCUGUAGAACAUUGUUGAGCAUAAAAUGUUUUUAAUCUGGAUUGUCAUUAAAUGAACAUAAAGUUUCAUUGUUUGUAUUUUCUCCUCUGUGUUGUUCACUGAUGACACUUGGCAU
Molecule: messenger RNA, 1863 nt
Organism: Salarias fasciatus (jewelled blenny)
Lineage: Eukaryota; Metazoa; Chordata; Actinopteri; Blenniiformes; Blenniidae
Product: liver carboxylesterase 2-like
Exons: 13
Coding region: 73-1755 (560 amino acids)
Source: RefSeq, a predicted model, not a curated record